UGGUCACAUGAUCACCCAGCUGGACCUGUGGAGAUCAGAUACUGUAAAGCCAGUCUGUUUGCCAAAUGUGGGUCUGCAGGCAGCUCCUUCAAGUCAAUACUGGAUAUCUGGAUGGGGAGCGUCUAGAGAAGCAGGAGCCUCUACUGAGGAUCUGCUGAUGGCCCGGGUCAAUGCUAUUGGUCGGGACACCUGUAACAGUGCCCAAGUGUACAAUGGGUUGAUAACGAAGGCAAUGAUCUGCGCUGGGGUUCUGCAAGGUGGAGUGGAUUCCUGUCAGGGUGACAGUGGCGGACCAUUAGUUACACAGGAGAACUCACUGUGGUGGUUGAUGGGAGACACAAGCUGGGGUUAUGGAUGUGCCCAGCGAAACAAACCCGGAGUGUAUGGCAAUGUGACAUAUUUCCUGGACUGGAUUUAUCACCAGAUGCAGACCAACAGAUGAAGAAUGUUUGAAUGGCAUGGAUAGUAAUUCAGAGGGAAUAAGUGCAAUUGAAGACACUUGUUUUAUAACAUUGUGAACCUUAUUUUAUCUUGCCAAAAAAAAAAAAGAAGAAAAUAAAACCAAAUAAUGAUAUAUUUCUCAUGGGAUCCAGAUUGCAAUAGACUCUUUUGUUUUUUAAUCCUGAUUGCUUUUUAAAGUAUUACUGAUGCAUUGCCCUAUACAGCUACUGCCAGCUGAUUACAUGUGUACUCAUGAUCAAGACUCUUAUGAAGUCACUGAGAUCCUUCUGCUUACCUGUUGUUGUUGCUGAAUAGUUGCACACACAUCUCACACAGCUGACAUAGCUAUAGUGGAUCACUGACACAUGUUCAGUUUACUUCAAUUGUCUAGUUUUUCCGCCUGUAUGUACUUUCUACUUUUGUUUGGGGAACAUAAAUGUUUACUAUUGUUUAGUAAAAGGGAGCCUUAUAAAAAUGUUUGUCCUUGUGAGUGCAAGUCUAACAUGUCAAAUUGAAUCAUGUAAAUGUCUUUUAUAAACUGUACUGUAUAUGUAAUCCAAUGUGAAUGUAUUUAAGAGCAAAUCUGUAUGACCAAAUAGUCUGUGGAUGAUUCUGUAUCGGUUUUGUAUGAUUUUUGUUUGGUUUUAAACAUGCAUUAUAUUGGUACACUUUAACCACUUUUGACCAUGUUGUUGUAGUUUUUUUGCCAUGCAGUAUACGAUGUCAAGAUCAGAAACACACUAAUUCUAAAUACAAAGUAACAGGAUAAGCAAAGCCAGUUUGUUAAUACCAUUGAAUAGAGAAUGUAAUUUUCAAUGGAAGAGAGAAUAUCAUUUUCAAUGUUUUUUUGAUUUCUUGAAUUGAUUUUACUGUAGGCCUGCAAAAUGCAUGAAAACAAGGCAGGUCUAGAUGAUAACAGUGUAGUGCAGGGAAAUCGCUCAGGAGUACAGUAGAUAGAAGAUAUGUGAAAGGCAUCAUGCUGUUGCAAAGAGGGAAAGGAGGCCGCUUGGCUAUGCCAGGAUAAAGCCCACAUGUUGUUUUGUUUUCCAGCUUGCAGGCAUCCUUCUACUGUAGGUAGUGUUACAUCCUCAUCUAGGCAUAGUUCCUGCAGCAGUGAUGGAUCAGAUGAUGAAUGCAUUGAGGAUAACAGUGUGCAUUAUAUGUUACCAGACAGGUAGCUUAAACCAGCACAGCCUCUCCUCUGCCACAGCACACUGUAUAUUGCACCUCGCUCCGUGAUUGCCCAUUACAACUAAAUAGAACAGAUAUUCCCUUUAACCUGAUUGGUCAAUAUGAUGUCCCUAAUCUCUCAUUCGGAAUCUCUGUUCUAAAUCAGUCUACCGGAAAAUAUGUAAAUUCAGUAUACUUUUAUGUAUUUUACCUUUGUUCUGCUUGUUAUAAGAGAAUCUCUGUUCUGGUACAUGCACUCUGAACAUUAUCUGUCUGCUUCCUCGCUGUCGUAUACAUUUAAUCUAUCUGUUUCAAGUUAGUAUAGCAAAUAAAGUUUAAAGAAUGGUGUUUACUGUCGGUGGCAGUACAGUAACCACAACAGCAAUAGUAACUCAUCUCCAGUUUGAAGGGCAAGCUGUAGAAAUCAAACCACUGAGAUGCAGACAGGUUACUUUCAGCUGCUUCAUUUUAGCAGAUCAUUCAAACAACCCAGGCACUCUUCUCUAACCGUGCCAGGAGGCUUUGAAUAAGCUCUGUUCAGUAACUUGUUCAUAAACAGCACAAUCAGCAUUAACACAUGUAGGGUACUAGAUAUUUUAAAGCUUAAUAAUUAAUUAAUGUACAUUUUAGCACCUAAUAUAACUUAAACUUACACAAAAUACACGAACGUGCACUCAACUCCGAAUUUAAAAAAAAAAAAAAUGUUACGGUUUUACAUUUUUCAAGAGGUAGGUAAACACAAAAUGUAUUCAUUAGCAACAAAAAGUAGUGCAUAAAAUCACAAAACAAAAACUAACUUUGAAUGUUAUUUUCUUUAACACAGCCG
Molecule: messenger RNA, 2437 nt
Organism: Acipenser ruthenus (sterlet)
Lineage: Eukaryota; Metazoa; Chordata; Actinopteri; Acipenseriformes; Acipenseridae
Product: transmembrane protease serine 2-like
Exons: 5
Coding region: 8-442 (144 amino acids)
Biological process (GO): proteolysis
Molecular function (GO): serine-type endopeptidase activity
Source: RefSeq, a predicted model, not a curated record